CACAAAACAUAUAAUGGAGAUUUCCUCUGGGGUUUAUCUUCUUUUUCUAUUGAAUCUCUUCUCAUUUGGGAGGAUACUUUCUUCAGCAACCGUUUUUAAACUCCAAAACCAUUGCAGUUUCACAGUAUGGCCUGGUUCUCUCUCCGGAAACAGUGCUGCCCUUGGUAAUGGUGGUUUUGCAUUGUCACCUGGUUCAUCAGCCCAAUUCCAGGCUCCGCCCGGUUGGUCUGGUCGAUUCUGGGGUCGAACUGGCUGCACAUUUGACAACUCUGGCUCCGGCAAAUGCAUAACCGGUGACUGUGGUGGCGUGCUAAAGUGCACCGGCGGUGGUGAGCCACCCGUCACCCUGGUAGAGUUCACCAUUGCUGGCGGCUCUAGUGACAAGGACUUCUAUGAUGUUAGUCUCGUGGAUGGUUACAACGUUGCCUUACGAGUUGAGGCAAUUGGUGGCUCAGGAGACUGCAAAUACGCAGGUUGUGUCACGGAUCUAAACACUAAUUGCCCCGCUGAGUUGCGGGUCAUGGAUUCGGGUUCCAUUGUUGCUUGUAAAAGCGCCUGUACCGCGUUUAACUCGCCUGAGUUUUGCUGCACCGGCGAUCAUGCUACUCCUCAAACUUGCUCACCAACAAAGUACUCGGAGAUGUUCAAGAAUGCAUGCCCUACGGCUUAUAGUUAUGCUUAUGAUGACGCCUCUAGUACUCGGACUUGUUCCGGGUCAGAUUAUUUGAUCACAUUUUGUCCAACCAUCAGGUCAUGAACAUGAUCAUGGUUCAUGACCAUGGUCUGGGGGAAUCUUUAUUUGCUAUUUAUUGCUACUUUCUUAGAUAAAUUUGAUGCUUGGGAUUAGUUGAAUUACACUAUUGAACCAAUUGUGUUCUUCAUCUUGCUUAAAAUAGAAGGUAAGUUCAGUCUUUUAGUUGGCAAAUUCUAUCUGUUUUAAAAUUUGUGUUUGGUUUGUUUGGUGAGAAAGUAAAUGAAGUGUACAAAUAUGAAAGCAAAUUUUCUUCAAUCUGAUGAAAUCCAAGAACCAAGAGAAGAAGCCAUAAGCUUUGUGUGAGCCACAACAUUUAUGGGGUAGUUGGGCUGCAGAACUUGAAUAAGUUUCUUGUGCUUCCUUUUCAAUGUUGUGGG
Molecule: messenger RNA, 1131 nt
Organism: Durio zibethinus
Lineage: Eukaryota; Viridiplantae; Streptophyta; Magnoliopsida; Malvales; Malvaceae
Product: pathogenesis-related thaumatin-like protein 3.5
Source: RefSeq, a predicted model, not a curated record